CUCUUUCCCGUCUUUUUGACGUCCCGUUAAAUGCCGGCUCUUUGACAAUUUUGCCCCGCUUGUUUAUUUUCUUUUUUUGCCCCCUUUACCGAAACCUUCACGAGCUCGCCCUUCUCUCUCUGUCUUUCUCUCACUUACUCUGUCAAGGUAUUCUUCCUCCUCCACCUCCUCCUCCGUCCACCGCUUACUGAUUUCGCCGCUCAAUUUACACGCACUCACACACUGGCGUGAAUUUAUCCGAAAUUUUUAUCCUUUCCUUCUCAUUUAUGAUUUCGAAUUUUUGUUUUGUACGACCGAAGCUGGACGUAUUGGGGGGUUUAAUAGAAAGCUGAAUCGCCCCUGGGCGAUCUUUUUUUCCUGCUCGUUUGUGCUUACUCUUAUUAAAAUUUCUCUCUGUAGGGUUUAUGAGCUGUACUUUCACUUCCCAGGAUUGAAGUUCUUCUGAAUUAUUUUGUUUUUCUCAGUCGAAGCUAAUUCUGGUUUAUUUUUUCGUUUGUGUUUUUUUUUUUUUGGCAGAGAAAAUAUCUGCUGCAGUUUGGAGGUUUACUGUACAAGAGGUGAAUAUAUUUUUGCUAUCAUGGUGGAAUUUUUGUUUAUUACUUUCCUUGGGAAGUGUUGUGGUGUUAGUUAUUGGUGGUUUUAGAAUCUUAAUGUAAUUUGUAAUUGUUGAAAUAGGGUUUGGCUUUUACUUGGUCUGUACGUUCAUUUGCAUGGAAUGCUUUUGGGAUUCAUUGUAAUGCAAAUUGGCAAUAGCUGUUGUGUGUGGGCUGCAAAACUAAUCUUUUGCAUGGUGCCCUGAAUUGGAUGCUUCCAUUGAACUGAGUUGUAGAUGUCUUUGGCUGCAUAAGAUAUUUGAGUUUAAAAUCAUCAGAGUCAAUGAAGUUGGGAGUUUUUGAUGUAAUGGUGUAGUGGGAGUCUUAUGAUUUUCUUUUAACUGCUGCAAUUUUGAUCUUUUGCCAGUGUUUGCAAUUGCAAUAGCAAGUUCCAUUGUGUUCUUUCUUUUGCACAUUUAUUGCAUAACUGCAAUGAGUCUUUUCUCUCUUUCUCCCGUUUCAUUUUGUCUGGGAAACACAGUUAGGGUUUACUUUUUGCCAAUGUUUCAUUUUGGCCUUCGUGAUUCCUGAUUGGUGAAGGGUCGACUUUUUUGUCGCUCUUACGGACUACUGGAUUUACGUAAGUGUAAUGCUUAGGAUGGCUAACACGUGUCUGUGAGUAUGUUGCUCGUGUUUACUCACAUUAUCAAAUAAUUUCUUGAUAGCACGUUUUUCAAUUGCAUACUAGUUUGGAAAGUUUUUUCUGGAAGCGCUUGGCGGUGAGCCGCCAUCUGAGCUGUAUGACGUGUUUGGUGUAGUUCUUAGUUAGCUCACAGGAAGGUGACAUUUCAACGGCGCUUAUUAAGAGCCUUGUCUGAGGAACGGGUGUAAUAAGUGAUGUUGAACAUUUUGUCUGCGUCGGUAAAUUUUGGCCAUUCAUUUUCUACCGUUUUGUUUUGUCGGUGCGAUUUUCUUUCUCUUUGUAUGCCCGCCUGCCUUGUCACGCUACGUGCUCUUCUACAAAUUGUGAUUUUCAUUUGAAGUUAGUUCUUUAAUGAGUUUUAUUAUUCUGAUCUUUCUUUCUUUUUUUUAUUUAUUUUUUACGUCACUCCAACUCAAAAAAAUUGCUUGGAGCCCUUUGAGAGUUCUCCAUCGUGUAAUACUCCACUCCGCUCCCAAGUGUUUGAAAUUAACUUGAAUGAUUUACCAUAAAUGAAACUGGAUCUUUCAGACACUCUUUGCUUUUGUCUAUAUUUCUUUUGAUGGAUUUCCUUUUUUGUUUUUUGGUCUAAGAGAAGAAUCGAUUGGUUCUCUGUAUACUGUUUGUUAUAAUUAAUGAUUCUUUUUGUUUUUCAUUUUGAUAGACAUUUUAGUUAUCAUUUUCCAAUGCUUUUAUUAAUGGGAGGGUUUCACUUCUGCUUAGUUCUUGUUCGCUUGUUGAGGUGUUGUGGCACUGUUUCCUGGCUCAUGUGGAGUUUCUUGUACAAGUAUUUGUGAGUUUAUGUUUCUACUUUUCUUGUUUAGGUAAUAAAUUGACAAGGGUUCUUCACCGAUGUUUCUUGGUUCUCCUUGAACCAUUUUAGUAUGGACUUAAAUGCCUCUCCGGAGCCUGAAGAGGAUGAGGAGUUUUUCGAACCAAAUUUAGCAGAAGACAAUGUACACGAGCAUUUUCACCAAAAUGAUCGUUCGGAACUUGGGGAGAGUGGAGCUCAGAUUUCACGCCGGGAACGUGAAGAAAGGAUCCAGCGCUUGAGAAAUCAACGGGUAGAUGAUCGUGUGCAAUAUGCAUCACAGCAAGCUAAUUAUGCGGAUAUGUUUCAACCUAAACGACAGAAAACUUCCAGUAGACUCCCGCAAGGUUGGUUGGAUUGUCCAGCAGUUGGUAAAGAAAUAGGUUGCAUCAUACCUUCAAAAGUUCCCUUGGGUGAAGCUUUUAAUGAUGCCAUUGUUCCUGGUAAAAGGUACUCAUUCAGACAAGUGAUACAUCAACAAAGAGUUAUGUCAAGAAAGCUUGGGUUGGUAAUCGAUUUGACAAACACAAAUAGAUACUAUUCGCUGCAAGAUCUGAAGAAAGAUGGUAUAAAGCAUGUUAAGAUUGCUUGCAAGGGGCGUGAUUCUGUACCCGACAAUGAGUCUGUCAAUCAAUUUGUGUAUGAGGUUUCGCAGUUUCUUGCUCGUCAAAAGCAUGCAAAGAAAUACAUUCUGGUCCACUGCACGCAUGGCCAUAAUCGUACCGGAUUCAUGAUAAUCCACUACCUCAUGCGUACUUCGCCAAUUUCUGUUAGUCAGGCUAUCAAAGUGUUCGCUGAUGCACGCCCCCCAGGGAUAUAUAAGCCAGAUUACAUCGACGCACUGUAUGCCUUUUAUCAUGAAAAAAAACCGGAAACAGUCGUUUGUCCUCCGACGCCAGACUGGAAAAGGUCCACUGAAUUUGAUUUAAAUGGUGAUGCGAUGCCAGAUGAUGAUGAAGAUGGCGCUUCUGCUGCGUUGCCUCUUGUUAAUAAUGAUGCAGACGUUGUGUUGACAAAUGAUGAUGUUCUAGGGGAUAGUAUACCCGUGGAGCAACAAGAAGCACUUAGGCAGUUCUGUUAUCAGAUCUUAAAGUUGCCCGCAGGGGGGAAAGGGUACUCACAGUUUCCUGGGUCUCAUCCAGUUUCUCUUGACAGUGAGAAUGUAAAGUUGUUGAGGCAACGCUAUUACUACGCUACCUGGAAAGCUGAUGGGACUCGGUACAUGAUGCUAAUUACAAUGGAUGGAUGCUACUUAAUUGAUAGGCACUUCAAUUUUCGGCGAGUUCAAAUGAGAUUUCCUUCCAGAAAUAAUAAUGAAGGCCUAGGUGAGAGGACCCACCACUUCACCCUACUUGAUGGGGAAAUGGUAAUCGACACUGUACCGGACUCACGAAAACAAGAAAGGAGAUACUUGAUAUAUGAUAUGAUGGCGCUCAAUUCACUCUCUAUUAUAGAGCGACCAUUUUAUGAACGUUGGAAAAUGCUGGAGAAAGAAAUAAUUGAACCAAGGAACUUUGAACGUCAACACAUUUAUCAGAGCAGAAAUCCCAACUAUAGAUACGAGCUUGAACCCUUCCGGGUGAGGAGGAAGGACUUUUGGCCGCUUUCUACUGUGAACAAACUUUUGAAGGAGUUCAUUCCAAAGCUUUCCCAUGAUGCCGAUGGUCUUAUAUUUCAGGGUUGGGAUGACCCUUAUGUUCCGCGUACGCACGAGGGUCUCUUGAAGUGGAAGUAUGCAUCAAUGAAUUCGGUUGAUUUCCUUUUCGAGGUGGUUGAUAAUCGUCAUCAUCUUUAUCUUCAUGAACGGGGUCGGAAGAAAUUGAUGGAAGGCAAUGCCGUUGUGUUUGAAGAUGGCUCUGAUCCCCAAUCAUACUCGGGCAAAAUCAUUGAGUGCACUUGGAAAGCUGAAGAAAAGGUUUGGCGAUUCAUGCGAGUUAGAGUUGACAAAGGAAACCCCAACGAAUUCAACACCUACAAGAAGGUGAUGAGAAGUAUAAAGGACAACAUUACCCAAGAGAUCUUAUUGGAUGAGAUUAAUGAAACCAUUCAGCUGCCAAUGUACGCUGACCGGAUACAGAGAGACAGCAAACCUCAUUACCACCCUUCUGCAAGGCGUAGGUGACAAGGAUGGAUUGAAUUAAUCGGCAGGAAAACAUUAGUUGGCAUGGAAUUUAAUGAAAGCAUAUUCGACUUGAGUUUCCUUCAGUGUUUAUUGAGUUGCAAAGUUGCCAUAACAGGAGGGUUGUAACAGAAAGGUUGCUGCGACUCCACUCUGAUGGUUCUGAUUCACCAUGCUCACUGGCUAUUUGGAUCCUGGUGUGUCCAGCAUAUAUUUAGGGUAGAACUGUGAAAGAUCGGUUUCCUGGAGCAAGUAUGGUGGCCGAAAAGGUUUAGUUAUAGGAUGCCCUGUAUAUUAGUUGAAAUCAUAGCUUUCUUUGAUUAGCCUUUGAUAUUAUGCUGAUAAGAAGUAGCCUUUUUUCAGGAUAGUUGAUCCAGUAUUUGAACGCCGUUAUUUUGUGAAUAUAGUUCAAAUAUGAUCAUUUUAUUAGGCAAUAGACUUCUUUUCGUGUAUGUGCAGUGAUCUUUGCCUUGGAACUCUUCUCUUUUUUGUGCUUGUGCUCGCCUUCAAGUUCCUAACUUCGGUUGAGUUGGAUCCAACUUGUUUUCUUUUUUCUGAGUGUAUUCGGCAUGAUAUUGGUACAGCAAAACGCAUGCCGAAGCUGGUUGAGCAAAGAACUUGUUAAUGUUUUGAUGAGUGGAUUCAACUGCAAGUGGUCUUCUCCGGUUAAAUGUAAACACCGUAAUUGUCAGCAUGUAAGUCUUGAUUGCUGAUAUCUGAUUAAUAUAUAGUUUAACGUGAUCGCUGAUGUCUGAUGAAUUUAUGUGAAAACUAUAUGAGCUUUAU
Oldenlandia corymbosa var. corymbosa is the source of this 4949-nucleotide messenger RNA. NCBI's taxonomy places the organism in Eukaryota, Viridiplantae, Streptophyta, Magnoliopsida, Gentianales, Rubiaceae. The record is from the annotation of a GenBank genome assembly.